ACCAUAAUCCUGUUUCCUGAUAGCUUUAUCUUUCAACAUUUGCUGAGUUUUUGGGAAAUCAUGAUUGGUUAUUUGGUGCUUGAUGUCAUCUUCGGAGCGUUCACCCGAUGGCUGAAUACCAUGGAGCAGCUUGUGCGGUCGGAGGAAAUUUUGCAUAAAGCUAUGGUAACUCUUUUACAGCUCAUGAUUAGUUUUCUAUAAGGUGGAAAUUUUGCAUAAAGCUAUGGUAACUUUAUUUGCAAUGUUUCCAGUUUAUGAUGUAGCAAGACGAGACACGUUUACAAAUCUUGCGGAUAUAAGGGCUAAGGAAAUCGAGCUCUACUCAACUAAUCAAGAUUGCAUCAAGAUGCUUGUUGGAAACAAAGUUGAUAAGGAAAGUGGAAGGGUUGCCACAAAGAAAGAGGGAAUUGAUUUUGCUCAGGAGUAUGGAUGUCUUUUCCUUGAAUGUAGUGCAAAAACUCGAAUUUAUGUACAGCAGUGUUUUGAAGAGCUUGUUUUAAAGGUGCAUGCUCUGUCAACACUUAUUUUUAUUUUAUUUCAGGAUGAUCAUGUGGACAUGGAAGAGUGGUCUGAUGAAUCGAUUUCCGUCAGAAAAACUGCAUAA
Molecule: messenger RNA, 604 nt
Organism: Magnolia sinica
Lineage: Eukaryota; Viridiplantae; Streptophyta; Magnoliopsida; Magnoliales; Magnoliaceae
Product: ras-related protein RABC1-like
Exons: 2
Coding region: 224-604 (126 amino acids)
Molecular function (GO): GTP binding; GTPase activity
Source: RefSeq, a predicted model, not a curated record